UACUUUGAUGAAAAUGAAGAUGAUGAAAAUGAAAAAUGGGUAACCAAAAAUUACAAAUCAUCAGGUAAAAAAAGUGAUGCAUAUCUAAGUUGUCCAUGUUGCUUUACAUUAUUAUGUGUAGAGUGUCAAAGACAUUCAACUUAUAAAAAUCAAUAUAGAGCUAUUUCAGUAAACAAUUGUAUAGUAGAUAAAGAAAUUAAUAAUAAUAACAAUAACAAUAACAAUAAUACUAACAAUGAUGAUUCAAGUUCCGAUGAAGAUGAGGACGAGGUAUACCAACCUGUAAAAUGUUCAGUUUGCGAGACCCACGUCGCAAUGUUUGAUAAAGACGAAGUUUAUCAUUUUUUUAAUGUUUUUCCUUCAUAA
Molecule: messenger RNA, 366 nt
Organism: Dictyostelium purpureum
Lineage: Eukaryota; Evosea; Eumycetozoa; Dictyosteliales; Dictyosteliaceae
Exons: 2
Biological process (GO): positive regulation of cell population proliferation
Cellular component (GO): nucleus
Source: RefSeq, a predicted model, not a curated record